UUAUCGGGCUCUCGGACCGUUUCGGAUUAAUAAAGUCGUCGCACCGUCGAGCGUACAGCGAUGCAGUUGAUCGAGCGAAUCAAUCAACUGUUCUCCAGAGAAAGGAAACAUUGGCCAGUGUUGGCUGACGGAUCAGAGAGACGCGAUGACUGCGGGAAGGGUUGCGAAGCUACUGCUGAUUGCAGGAUUUCUGCUGAUCGGUUCGGGAGUACGGACGGCAGACGCGAAGAAAGGAUGUGCCAGAUACGAAGUUAUAGAGAGCGGUGAGCUGCCCUGCGAGAUCAAGCAAGAGAUCGUCGAGGUUCACAACAAGUAUCGGCAAAAAGUGGCCAAAGGAUUAGUCAAGGGACAGCCCCGGGCCUCGAACAUGCGAGAAAUGUACUGGGACGACGAGCUUGCAAAAGGCGCUCAGGACUGGGCGAACCAUUGCGAAUUCGAGCACAACCUCGGCCACGAGAGAAAAGUCGCGAGAUUCGACGUUGGACAGAAUCUCGGCAUCUCCAGAAGUAUCGGUAGAAGGGAUAAUGAGAUGCGAGCCGAAUUCUCCAAACACAUCAAGACUUGGUUCGACGAGAACGAGCAGUUCAAGUUCGCGCCGAUCAGUGGCGCGGGAGGCACCGGUCAUUAUACGCAGGUCAUCUGGGCUGAUACAUAUUUGGUUGGAUGUGGUUACGUACGUUACAAAGAAGGCGCGACCAUGAGUCAAUUUUAUGUCUGUAAUUAUGGCCCAGCAGGCAACAUGCUAAUGAAACAGCCGUACGAUGUUGGAAAACAAAAGUGCGGCAAUGAACUUGUGAAAUCGAAAACUUAUCUCGGUUUAUGUGCUAUGAGGGAACCACCGAGUUUCCAAUGCAGUUCAAAAGGUAAAUCGGCCCGUCGUCUUCUUUCUGGUAGAAAGAAGAAAAGCCAUGCCAGCAAAAAGUGUAAAGGCAGUGAGUGUUUUGCGCGUAGAGCGAUGAGCACAUUUGAAACCGUGGAAGUCAAUGAUACGGAUUCUAAUUUGAAAAAAGUUUACAAUUUAAUAACGAUAAAUGUAUUUCACUGAUGGAACUUAAUAACUAUUUAAUUUGAAUUUUGAAAUCUAUCGAAUGUUCAUUCAUCUUCAUAAGCUCUUAUCUGCAAAAUAAUUAAUUGUGUUCUGUCUAGACAUGCGGUUUAAUAAUAUUCAACUUUCUUACAAUUAUUAUAUGACAAGGUACACCAUAAGAAUCAAACGACAAUUAAACAAUUUGCAUAAUCAUUUAUUACAAUUCUUUUUUUUUCUUAAAAAAAGAGAGAAAGAAAAACAGCUCCAGCUUAAGUUUAAAACAAAGAAUGAGCAGACCUACAUUCGACAAUAGUUUUUUCUUUUCUACACAUUUUCGUCGCGACCUUGCAUCAUUUUGGUCAAUUAUGCGCAACCAUAUGACAUAUUAUAUAUCAUGUAUCGUCUAAAAAUAUAUACGAUCGCCUAAAAAAGGGAGACUUCUUAAUAUACAUAUCUCUUUCUCUUUCAUCGUGCAACGAUUUGUAAUUAGGACCGCACGAGGUACAUAACUCAUCGCGCAAGCUGACGCGACAUAUGCUUUGACAUCCACUGAUCUGACGACAGUUUAUUUUUUUUUUCAUUUUUCUUAUGCGUUUGCGUCUUCAAGGGGACGGAGUUAGAAAUGUCGAAUGUUUAAAGGUUUUCUAAUGCAAAAUCUACUUCAAAUGUUAAAUAUCAAGAACUACGGAAUUCUGAUUGAAGAUUUGCAAGAGUAUCAGAUUCAAAUCACAAAAUCGCAUGUAUAAUUCAUGGAUCCGAUACUUCAAAAUCCAUUUCUCACAUCCAUUAAAUUGCAUUAUUCGCAUAUCGA
Messenger RNA from Nasonia vitripennis (jewel wasp), 1838 nucleotides. RefSeq names its product venom allergen 5-like. Lineage: Eukaryota; Metazoa; Arthropoda; Insecta; Hymenoptera; Pteromalidae. The record is from RefSeq and is a predicted model, not a curated record. Bases 146 to 1045 code for a protein of 299 amino acids. Gene Ontology annotation, cellular component: extracellular region. The transcript is spliced from 7 exons.